AUGCAGAGCACUGAUGGUCUGGAAGGGUUCCCAGAUACAUUGGCCUCUCCAUCUUUCUCUCGGGUCACCACUCUGAAAGUACAGUGUAAUGGCCUAAUGGGACAUCCUCCUCCAUUUCACCAUAGUUUCGAGCGAUUUCUAGUACACUUUGACUCAGUCACAACACUACAUGUCCGUGAACAAGACAUCUACAUUCUAAUGAAGCACAUCAUCACCGACUCUUUAUCAGAAAAUGUCCUUUUCCAGGGGCUGCGACAUCUCGUCAUUUUUGAAUUUGACUACAUUGGCGUUUCUUUUUUCGAGUGCAAGUGUCGAUACCAUCCUGGACCGGCUUCUGGCUCUAUUCAGCAAUUCCUUAGGUUACGCAAACAACUAGGCAUGCCACCCAUUCAAGAUUUGACAGUAGAUCUUACCACCGCUGAAUACCAAACGAAGGAUUCGCGACCAGCGCUUAAUAUCGAUCCAGCUCUGGAUAGCUUCUUUGGAAUAAAUAUUGUUUGGAAGGUCGACGAGCGCAUGGUUUAUAUCAGGGAUUGUGAAAAACAGGCGGAAUAG
Messenger RNA from Psilocybe cubensis, 555 nucleotides. RefSeq lists its product as uncharacterized. NCBI's taxonomy places the organism in Eukaryota, Fungi, Basidiomycota, Agaricomycetes, Agaricales, Agrocybaceae. The coding region runs from base 1 to 555 and encodes 184 amino acids. The record is from RefSeq and is a predicted model, not a curated record. The transcript has a single exon.